Ziziphus jujuba (common jujube) is the source of this 1329-nucleotide messenger RNA. Its product is annotated as protein FAR-RED IMPAIRED RESPONSE 1-like. The record is from RefSeq and is a predicted model, not a curated record. Gene Ontology annotation, biological process: regulation of DNA-templated transcription. The coding region runs from base 1 to 1329 and encodes 442 amino acids. NCBI's taxonomy places the organism in Eukaryota, Viridiplantae, Streptophyta, Magnoliopsida, Rosales, Rhamnaceae. The transcript has 3 exons.
AUGGAUAGAGGAGAAGAGGAGGCUCCAAUUGCGGGAAGCCAAGAUGGCAAUGUGAAUGAUUUACAGUAUGAAGCAAAUAAUCAUCAUGUUGGCGAUGUAGAAAUAUCCCUGCUGUCAUGCUCUAAUGACGUUGAUGAUGUUUACAUUCUCCAAGUGUCGAAAAACUUAAAACCAACGGUUGGACAAGAGUUUAUAUCGAUAGAUGAGGCACUUGAGUUUUACAUUAAGUAUUUAAAAGAGGCAGGAUUUAGUGUUUGUAAAAAUUCCAGUAAGAGACGUAAAGGUACCAAUGAAGUUAUAAGGAAAGAAUUCGUUUGUUAUAAAGAAGGAGAAUCUUCUAAAAAGGGCGAGAAUAUUGGAUGUGUGAAGAAGGAUAUUUAUAACUACAAAGCUAAGUUGGGUAAUGAAAUGUGGGGACAAGAUACAGAACUAUUGAAGGAAUAUUUCCUAACAGAGCAAGAAAAGGAUCCAUCAUUUAUGUUUGAAAUAGAUGCAUAUGAUAAAUGUAAAUUGAAGCGUUGUUUUUGGUCUGAUUUGGUUUGUAGAAGAGCUUAUGGAUGUUUUGGUGAUGUAAUGGUAUUUGAUACAACUUACAACACUAAUCAGUAUGGUAUGAUAUUUGCACCUUUGGUUGGGGUUAACAAUCAUGGUCAAACAGUGAUAUUUGCAUGUGCAUUCUUAAGUGAUGAAAGAACUGAAUCUUUUGUUCGGUUAUUUGAGCUAUUAAAGAAGAGCAUGCCUGCAAACACCCCAAAGAUGAUUAUCAUCGAUCAAGAUCCUGCAAUGACAAAGGCUGUAGCUCAGAGCUUACCGAAUACAUUCCAUAGGUAUUGUAGUUGGUACAUACUUGAGAAGUUUUCUAUAUAUUUAAAUGCAAUCACUUAUAGGGAUUUUUACAAGGAUUUCAAACACUGCAUUUGGGAAUCAGAACGUCCGGAAGAGUUUGAAAGAAAAUGGACUUCUAUCAUCGAAAAGGUGAACCUACAUGACAAUGAUUGGUUAAAGUCAAUAUUUGAAGUACGUUCAAGAUGGGUGCCGACACAUGUUAAUUAUGUAUUCUUAGCUGGAAUGUCAAGUAGCCAACAUGCAGAAAGCUCUUAUGCAUUUUUGAAGAGGUACUUUUCGAAGAAAAAUUCAUUGAUGGAUUUUAUACUUCGAUUUAAUAGUGCACUUGCACAUCAAUGUCACGUAGAUUUAAGUGCUGAUUAUGUUGAUAUUAAUGAGAAGCUUGUUUUGAAACUGCCAUUGGAAAUGGAGAAGCAAAUGGCUAAGAUAUACACACAUAAGAUUUUUUUUAUAAGUUUCAAGAUGAGUUGUGGAAUAGCUUAG